Messenger RNA from Anopheles coustani, 1389 nucleotides. RefSeq names its product juvenile hormone epoxide hydrolase 1-like. The transcript is spliced from 2 exons. NCBI's taxonomy places the organism in Eukaryota, Metazoa, Arthropoda, Insecta, Diptera, Culicidae. Gene Ontology annotation, molecular function: epoxide hydrolase activity. Bases 1 to 1389 code for a protein of 462 amino acids. Gene Ontology annotation, biological process: epoxide metabolic process. The record is from RefSeq and is a predicted model, not a curated record.
AUGGGUCUGCUAGCGCGUGCUGCACCCCUCAUUUUGGGCCUUUUUAUCGCCCUUGCGUACAAAGUGCACGAAGAACUGUCCGUCACGCCAAGUGUACCGAACAAUAUCGAGUUUUACGAAUACUGGGGCCCUAAGGGCGGUGAUCCUUACGGGGAUAGUCUCGAAAUAGUUCCAUUUAACAUUUCCUACCCGAGCGCUGUGAUUGAACGAUUGCGGGAAAAGCUUUACGAUGGACCAAGCCUAACUGCACCGCUAGAAGGAACGAACUUCCAGUACGGAUUUAACAGUGGCCGGCUAGAGAAAAUUGUGGAUUAUUGGCGCACGGACUAUCUGGAUCGCUGGAACGAGCGGGAGGCGUAUCUGAACAAGUUUAACCACUUUAAAACCAAAAUACAAGGCCUAGACAUUCACUUCAUUCGGGAUAAAUCAGAAAGUGUUGUAAAUCCGAAACGGAUCGUUCCACUGCUCAUGCUGCAUGGAUGGCCCGGGUCGGUUCGUGAAUUUUACGACAUAAUCCCGAGGCUAAGCAACCGAACGAGCGACAAGGAUUACGUGUUUGAUGUGAUUGUGCCCAGCCUGCCCGGGUAUGGAUGGUCACAGGGGACCACGAAGCCGGGUCUGAGUGCAUCAAAGGUGGCGGUGAUAAUGAAAAAUCUGAUGGCUCGAUUGGGUUACAAGCGGUUUUACAUCCAAGGAGGGGACUGGGGCGCCAUCAUAGGCAACCUUAUGGCCAUUUUAUUCGAAAAGGAUAUCUUAGGUAUCCAUCUAAACAUGUGCAUGGCAAGUGAAAGCCCCCUGACCAUCGGCAAGAUGAUUGUCUCCAGUUUCGCUCCGAGAUACUUCAUCGAGGAGCAGUAUGUCGAGUUCUAUCAGCCCGUUUGGCCAAAGAUUGUUCAGUUGGUUGUAGAGAGUGGUUACAUGCACCUUCAGGCUACCAAACCGGACACAAUCGGGACUGCUCUGGAAGCGAAUCCAGUUGGACUGGCGGCGUACAUACUGGAGAAGUUUUCCACUUGGACAGACCCAGCCAAUCGGGAUCUAGCCGAUGGUGGAUUGGAGACACACUACACUCUAGACGCGCUGCUAGACAAUGUCAUGAUCUACUAUCUGACCAACAGCAUCACUACUUCGCAGAGGCUGUAUGCGGAAUCGUUCAACAUGGAAGAGACUUCCAAGCGCUACGAAAGAAUUCCAACCAACGUUCCUGCGGCUUGCGCCAAAUUUCGGCACGAACUUAUGCAGUAUCCCGAUUGGAUCUUAAAAGAUCACUUUACGAACCUAAUGCAAACCAAUCAUUACGACGAUGGAGGCCACUUUGCAGCGAUGCAACUACCGGAUGUUUUAUACGCCGACAUUGUACAGUUCGUCAAUCGUUUGUAUGUCCGGUAG